This is a messenger RNA of Hyla sarda, 1451 nucleotides long. RefSeq names its product SEC13 homolog, nuclear pore and COPII coat complex component (gene SEC13). The record is from RefSeq and is a predicted model, not a curated record. The coding region runs from base 131 to 1093 and encodes 320 amino acids. Gene Ontology annotation, biological process: positive regulation of TOR signaling; protein import into nucleus; COPII-coated vesicle budding. Gene Ontology annotation, molecular function: structural molecule activity; protein binding. The transcript has 9 exons. Gene Ontology annotation, cellular component: COPII vesicle coat; nuclear pore outer ring. NCBI's taxonomy places the organism in Eukaryota, Metazoa, Chordata, Amphibia, Anura, Hylidae.
CCGGAAGCUGCAGUCACUCGCCGGAAGUACUGGCUGCUUGGACGCAACUGGAGCAGCCGGGAGCUGCCACGUCUGAGAGAGACACCAGAGGGACAGAGGCGGCGCACACAGGGCCCGUGAAGCGGACACCAUGGUUUCCGUAAUCAACACAGUGGACACCUCCCAUGAGGAUAUGAUUCACGAUGCUCAGAUGGAUUACUAUGGUACACGACUUGCCACCUGCUCCUCUGACAGAUCCGUGAAGAUCUUUGAUGUGAAGAAUGGCGGUCAGAUACUGAUUGCUGAUCUGCGGGGUCAUGAGGGGCCAGUUUGGCAAGUGGCCUGGGCUCAUCCCAUGUAUGGCAACAUCUUGGCCUCCUGCUCCUAUGACAGGAAAGUCAUUAUAUGGAAAGAAGAAAACGGGACCUGGGACAAAACAUAUGAAUACACAGGCCACGACUCUUCAGUGAAUUCUGUGUGCUGGGCUCCUCAUGACUUUGGGCUGAUGUUGGCCUGUGGCAGUUCAGAUGGUGCAAUUUCUCUCCUCACUUACACGGGUGACGGUCCCUGGGAUGUCAAAAAGAUAAGCAACGCACAUACGAUCGGGUGUAAUGCAGUCAGCUGGGCUCCUUCUGUUGUCCCAGGCAGUUUGGUGGAUCAGCCAUCUGGACAGAGACCAAGCUAUAUCAAGAGAUUCGUCUCUGGUGGAUGUGACAACCUUGUUAAAAUUUGGAGAGAAGAGGACGGGCAGUGGAAAGAAGAUCAGAAGCUGGAGGCGCACAGUGACUGGGUGCGGGAUGUGGCCUGGGCACCUUCUAUUGGUCUCCCUACCAGCACCAUAGCCAGUUGUUCUCAGGAUGGCAGAGUUUACAUCUGGACCUGUGAUGACCCAUCCAAUAACAGCUGGACCCCAAAACUUCUACACAAGUUUAAUGAUGUAGUCUGGCACGUGAGCUGGUCCAUCACAGCCAACAUCCUGGCCGUGUCUGGGGGAGACAACAAGGUCACCCUGUGGAAGGAGUCUGUGGAUGGCCAGUGGGCAAUGAUCAGUGAUGUAAACAAAGGACAAGGGGCUGUGUCUGCAGCGACAGACGGACACCAGAACGAGCAGUGACACCUCUGUGCAUCCCAAAGAUUAAUUCCAUUUUCUUGCUCUGUAAGAAUUAAUCAUGAAAGGACAGUUUUACCCUGAUACGUAUAAAAUCAUUCAUGACCAAGUGGACCUGCAUACUCCUCUCCCACUUCCUUCUGAGAUUGCAGAUUUGGGGGGGCAUUCAACAAUUGCUCAGCAUUUUCCCCCUUUAUUUUUACUAAAUUAUUGGUUACACCAGUGCAAACAGUAAACACUGUCAACUGCAAUGAUCACGACCUGGAAUCUCCCUAUAAAUGUUUUAUAAAAUUUCAAUGUUGCCCAUUUUGCUCUUUAUUUGUAAACUUUGUUAAUUCUUGGAUUAAAAUAUCUACUUGUUGAA